UUGGAGUAAUAUUCACGGUUAGUUAUCUGCUGACCGUGAGAAGGCAUACAUCGCGUCUACUGUUAUUCAAUAUUAUCGCUCUGUUCAGAUAUCAAGAAAAACGCUAGUAAACAGCUAAAAAUGUUGUGUUCUUGUGGCGUGGCAAUAAUCGCCAUUAUCUACAUCCUAUUUGAUGUGAACUACUUUGUGAGAAUUAUCGGCACCGUCUUGUGGGGCAGACUCUUCCAGAAAAAAAAGAAGCUCUUUGACACGACAACAAUUUAUGGUAUCUGCAGUACUCAGGAUGUCGAUCUGGUUCUCAAACACAUGAAUAAUGCGAGGUACCUGCGCGAGUUAGAUUUUGCACGUUUCCAUUUUUAUGAUAGAUCAGGAAUUUAUGCAGCGAUCCAAAAAAGAAAAGGCGGUGCUGUUCAAGGUGCAUGCACUAUACGAUAUCGCCGUGCAAUUCCUAUAUUUACGCUGUACAAGAUUACAACAAAGCUUAUCUACUGGGAAGAUAAACACUUUUAUGUGGAGCAGCAAUUCAUCAACCUCACGAAUAAUUUUAUUCAUGCCGUUGUAUUAAGUAGACAAACUGUAACUGGAUUGAAAGUACCAAUAGACGAUUUAAUCGCUGAAAUAGAACCGGAAACACGUAAGCCAGAGCCCACCAAAGAACUUCAGCUAUGGCUGGAAUCUAUGGAAGAGUCGUCUAAAAAUCUUAGAAAACAAAAAUGAUAAAACAAAUAGAUAUAACAUUUACCGUUUCUUAAUAUUUUUAAAAUAUGUUAUUUAUUUUUCUCUUAGAACGGUUUGCAUUUUGAUUUAUUUCUCGUUACGUUGUUAAUGUAUAGACACUCUCAAGGCGUGUGUGGUAUUUUAUAAUUAUAAAUAGAGUCUCUCUUUUUCAUAAUGUGUAUAGCUAAUUUCUAAAACUCGUUUUUACAUCUAAGUAUCAGGAAUGUGUAAAUUAAAUGUGUAGUGCAGAUUUUCUUGUUAUUGACAUAUAAUGUUGACUACAAAUGUAAAAUUUUUAAAUUAAAAUAUUAGAUUUAUACGCGUGCGUUUCAUUGAUCUAUGCAAUUGAUGAGGACAAUAAUGAAGAUUUUAUUAAAUAUUGCUAAAAAUAUUUCUUGCGUGUGUGUAAUUUUUGCAAAAGAUUUACAUUGUACAAUUAUACAUAUGUAAUUAAUUUACACCACUACGAAGUGUUUGUAACGAAUAUAAACAAUUUAUACGCAUUUAAACUAAAAAGUUUGUUAGCAUUUUUCGUGACGUAAGAUUUUAAUAUUUCGCACAGUUUAGAAUGCAAUAUUUAAAAUAGAAUUCAUCACACGUAACACUUCAUUUUUUCGAAAUAAUAUUUUGCUGAUACUCGUUCAAAGUAAUAAACUUGUGUAUUGCUUUGAUCGAUUUUUUGUAAUUAACACAUUGUGAAUAUUAAUUCCUUACGUCACUCUUGUCAUCUCACAAAACGUUUGAGCAACCGUCAGAUGGCGAUCCUGGUACUGGCUUUGAAGAGCGAAAAACGGAUGUUUCUGCGAGCUGGUAUCGCGCGCGCAGUCGAUCCGUGAACUCGAAAGCUGCCGCGAUCCGACCUUUGAUUGCGCUUUCCAUAAACUUUUGUGAACCAUUCGAUGACGAAGCGCUCGCGAUAGUUCUGCAAAGAAUAAUACGAAUGAGCCUCCUCGUCCUGCCUGUGAGUGAUCAGUGAGCUAUUUGCUUGUUUUUGCGAAAAGUUUCUAUUUCAUAUUUAAUCAUUUCGCUCGUCAUUAAGCGCGCAAUUUUUGCAAAUUUUAUGUAGAUUUAUUUAAAUUUGUUCUAAGUCAUGUACACGAGAGUUUAUCUCAUGUCUUAUUUUAGAGACAUUUAGAGAGAGUCAUUUAAAUAUGAACGAUUGGUUUUACGAAAAUGAAUUUAUAAUGAUGUUAAGAUAUGUAAUGAAGAUAUGUAAUUGUCAUUAAAAUUUGCCAAUAAUUUGCAUUAUGAUACAAAGAGGGAAGAUAUUUUAAAAUAAUACAUGUGCGAUAAUAAACGAUUAAGAAACUUUUA
Camponotus floridanus (Florida carpenter ant) is the source of this 2031-nucleotide messenger RNA. RefSeq names its product protein THEM6. The transcript has 3 exons. The coding region runs from base 121 to 717 and encodes 198 amino acids. Lineage: Eukaryota; Metazoa; Arthropoda; Insecta; Hymenoptera; Formicidae. The record is from RefSeq and is a predicted model, not a curated record.